Moneuplotes crassus is the source of this 1091-nucleotide messenger RNA. NCBI's taxonomy places the organism in Eukaryota, Ciliophora, Spirotrichea, Euplotida, Euplotidae. The record is from the annotation of a GenBank genome assembly.
UUAAAAUCUUUUAACAAAAUGGGGUGGUUUUCAAGCAAGAAAAAGGAAGAACAUUCAGGCUUCAUGGACGAUAUGUCUGAAGAACAGCAACAAACACUUGAGGAAUUUAAGAAAGUCAUUGCUGAGGAAUCCCUCACUGAGGAUCCGAGGUAUGAUGACUACUAUCUUCUCAGAUUUUUGAGGGCUAGAAAGUUUGAUAUUGAAAAAACCAUGGAGAUGUUCAAAAAGUUCUUAGAGUGGAGAGUCGAGCAUAGAGCAGAUGAAGCCAUGGUUAUUUAUAAGUGCCCCAAUAUUUCUAAAGCUAAAGAGAUCUACCCACAUGGGUAUCAUGGUACUGAUCUUGAAGGAAGACCUUUCUAUAUCGACCAACCCUGCAACUUCCACCUAGAUGAUUUACUCGAAAUUAUUAGCAAAGAAGAGCUAUAUGUUUAUUAUGUGAGAGAAUAUGAAAAAUUACUCCAUAUCAGAUUCCCAGCCUGCUCAGCUGCAGCUGGCAAGAAGAUUGAGCAAUCUUUUUCAUUGCUCAACCUUAAAGGAUUCUCAAUGGGAAAGCUUAAAGAGAAAUCCAGAAACUUUAUCAAACUUGCUAUUGACAUUGGAUCUGAUAACUACCCUGAGAUUAUGUAUAAAACAUUUAUUGUAAAUACAUCCUUUGUGUUUAAAGGAGCAUGGGCUAUAAUCAGCCCAUUUUUAGAUGCAAAGACAAAGAAAAAGAUUUCUAUUCAUGGCUCCUCAUUCCAGAAAGAGCUCUUCAAGUAUGUAGACCCUGCAACUGUUCCAGAAAGUCUUGGAGGAGAAUGGACACCCUCAGAAGGAGGCGAAGAAUGGUUUUCAGCUGAUAUGGGACCUUGGAACGAAUAUCCAGGAGAUGAAUUUGGAGAAGCUGCUAAGCAAGCUCUUCUUGAAGAAGAAAAGAAUGAAAUUUCAGCAUCAGAAGCCACAGAUAGUACUCUGGCCACUAGCAGCAAGGUUCAAGAGCUCACCGAAGAUAUGGGAAAACUAGAUGUAGAUCCGGCAGCUCCAAUUUCAUCAGCAAUUCCCCCACCAGAUAAUUCAUAAUUUCUACAUUAAGAUAUCUUGGUGUCAUCUUU